AUGACCUCAGAGGCGUUUGGCAUCCCACCCCACAGUGCUCGUAUAAAUACCGCCUGCCCUGCAGAAGAACGAGGAGCGUUCGCGACCAGUUGAAUCUGAACAGAGGAAUCCACCUACAGGUACUUAAGAAGAUGGCUGCGAAUUCUGAAGAUGGGCAUUGCAAAUAUAGACUCUUUGCUUUCAUUAUGCUUUUCAACAUAUCGUUAAGCACCGCAGUCAGUCUCGAUUUAACGGAGCUGCGAAAUAAAGUUUCCAAAAUUAAAGUGCAUCCACGUGGGAAUCUCUGGGCGACAGGUCAUUUCAUGGGCAAGAAGAGCAUUUCAAACAGCCAGUUUCAGGACUCUCCGUUCUCCUCAAAGCAUCCUAGGAAUACUGUGGGAGAAUCAGGGAGCUCCGAGGAUUUGAAGGAGCUGAUCACUCAGGAGGUGCUGAAAGUUGCUCUCCAGGCUCAGCUUGAAGAUCCAAAGAGGACACAAGAUGUUUAUAAUCAGGAUACGGACUUCAUGGUAAAGCUUUUGAAAAACUACAUUGAAAAAAGGAACCUAUAGUGACAAUGCUGUUGUAUAAUUGUAAUAAAAUGAUAUUUUGACAAACCUUACAGUUGUGUACACAAUCUGUACAAGUGUCUGCUUUUAAUGUUUGGUCAGUAGGCUUAUAAUUAUCAAGAUGUAUUUUAUUCAUUCAACUGCUGUAACUACGGCUGGAUAUUUAAAAGAAUAAUGAAUGGAUGGAUGGAUUAAUGGGUGAAUGAAUGCGUUAGGUAAGUUAUUGGAAAAAAUGUAUUUUAAAAAACUAAUUAAUUUAGCAUUAUGCAAUUUGUACCUAAGUUUUUUUUUUUAAAUGAGCAACUAUGACUAAGCAGACAUCUCAUAGAAACAAACAACAGUGGAGGGAUCAUACUCUAAUUAUGGUAAAAAGCUCCCACUGAGAGUAGCUUAUCCUCCCUUUGGGUUUGCACUGAGAUUUCCCUGAUUGAGACUUUGGAGCAUUUGUACAUUGAGGUAAGAAAUGCUUUUUUUUUUUUUUUUUUUUUUUAAUAAUUCAAAUCUUAACAACCUUUAAAAUUGUGUUCAAAUACUAAUGAGGUUGGGUGCAAUGGUCACUUUUUGGUAAAAUAUAGAGCACUGUUAAAAUGACUCUGCACAAUGUGAACAAAAUGUUUAUUAUUUGCAAUUAUUUCAAAUUUAAUCGAUGACAUGGCAUUAUUGUAAUCUAUUAUUGCAUUACAGUUCUAAGUACAGAGAUUGAUUUGAACUAUUAUAAUAAAAAAUUAACAUGAAUGUAACAUGGAUAUAGAUUAUUUUAUUUACCAUUCAGCUUCUUGUGUGUGUAAAGAGAGAGAUCUUGUAAGCAGUUUUGUCUAAUAAAAAAUGCAACUGGAUUUACAAUGUAAUUAUGUAUUAUAAAAAUGUAAUUAAUGUGCAGUUGUAUGUUUUAAUUGAUAACAGCUGUAAUAA
Messenger RNA from Labeo rohita (rohu), 1457 nucleotides. RefSeq names its product neuromedin Ba (gene nmba). The transcript has 3 exons. Lineage: Eukaryota; Metazoa; Chordata; Actinopteri; Cypriniformes; Cyprinidae. The record is from RefSeq and is a predicted model, not a curated record. The coding region runs from base 132 to 548 and encodes 138 amino acids. Gene Ontology annotation, molecular function: neuropeptide hormone activity; neuromedin B receptor binding. Gene Ontology annotation, biological process: positive regulation of hormone secretion; neuropeptide signaling pathway. Gene Ontology annotation, cellular component: neuron projection.